AUGGCCGACGACGAGCAUCCGACGUCUUCUUCUUCUGCAUCUUCUUCUCCCUUUGCUUCUUUUCCUCCUCGCUCCCCCACAACGCACCGCGAUAGCAGCAGUGUUAUCACCCAUAGCCUCGACCGUCAAUCACCAGCUACCACUCUCGCCAGCAGCAACGCCAGCGCCAGCACCAGCAGCGGCGGAAGCACCCGCACCGGCGGAGGUCACGAGAGGGGCUUUGUGAGGCCAUCUUCAUACUUGCGCCGCCGCACUCUGUCGCACCCAAUGGCUCCCACGCAGCCUGUCCGGCCAAUUGAUGUCGAGGAGCAGAAUGGAUUGCGUGCAAUCCGCAAUUUCCUCAAAGUCCGAACGAGCUACGAUGUUCUUCCGCUGAGUUUCCGUUUAAUCGUCUUCGACACAGCCUUGUCCGUCAAGGAAAGCUUGAACAUUCUUAUACAAAAUGGAAUUGUCUCCGCUCCUCUCUGGGAUUCGUCAACGUCGACCUUUGCUGGAUUGCUCACCACCUCCGACUACAUCAACGUCAUCCAGUACUAUUUUCAGAAUCCUGCGGCCCUGGAAAAGAUUGAUCAGUUCCGGCUCAAUAGUCUCCGAGGUACCAACACUCCGCUGGCCCCUUCCCAUUCGCAAAACACCCAUUCGACUGACCGUGACCUUCCUGAAGAGGUGGAAAAGGCCCUAGGCGUAGCUCCUCCGGAAACGAUAUCCAUUGAUCCUGAGCGCCCACUGUACGAAGCCUGUCGACGCAUGCUCUCUUCCCGCGCCCGUAGGAUUCCCCUGGUCUCCAAUGAUAGCCAAACGGACCGGGCCUUGGUUGUUAGUGUCCUGACACAGUAUCGCAUUUUGAAGUUUGUCGCCGUCAACGUGGGAGAAACACAGAACCUACGGAAGCCAUUAAAGGAGAUCCGUCUGGGGACGUACAACGAUAUUGUCACCGCAUCCAUGGAUACUCCUGUGAUCGAGGUCAUUCACAAGCUGGUCGAGCGCAGUAUAUCGAGUGUGCCCAUUUUGAAUUCCGAAGGGAUCGUGUAUAACGUGUUCGAGGCCGUUGAUGUGAUCACCUUGAUCAAAGGUGGCGUGUAUGAUAACCUCAAUCUCAGCGUGGGAGAAGCCUUGAAGAAACGUUCACCGGACUUCCCCGGAAUCUACACAUGCUCCGCCAAUGACGGGUUAGACACCAUCUUCGACACCAUUCGCAAAUCUCGAGUGCAUCGAUUGAUCGUGGUGGACGACCACUUUCGACUGAUUGGUGUGCUGACUUUGAGCGAUAUCCUGCAAUAUAUCCUACUCGAAGGCGAGCAUGACGAGUGGUGA
Molecule: messenger RNA, 1314 nt
Organism: Talaromyces rugulosus
Lineage: Eukaryota; Fungi; Ascomycota; Eurotiomycetes; Eurotiales; Trichocomaceae
Exons: 5
Coding region: 1-1314 (437 amino acids)
Source: RefSeq, a predicted model, not a curated record